AGCCGGUGGUGUCACUCAACAACCGUGGAGUCUUCAAAUCACUUCAAACACACCUACCACUGCACGACAGGGAAUUAAUUUUGAGUAACUGUCAAGAGGCUCGACGGUACUGCAGAUGAUCAGCCAUGGAUGAAGAUGACAACCAAGAUGAGCCGAUCAAUCGCAGCAAGGGGAAAAGGGCUGCUCAGUGGGUCAUCUCAGACUCGGAUGAUGAUGUUGAAGAGGUGUCUGAGGAGGGAGAAUCUGAUGAAGAUCAACUAGAUGGAGAAGACAAUGAGGAAGUGGAGGAGGAGGAGGAAGAAGAAGAAGGCAGUGAAGAGGAAGAUGAUGACGAAGAGGAUGAAGAUGCUAAGCCUGAGGAUGGUGCUGUAGUGGGUACCUCUGCUGAUCUUGCAGGGUUGAGCUCAGAUGAGGACUCGGAUAAAUGUCCCAUCUGCCUGAACUCAUUCAGCAGCCAGCCUGUGGCAACCCCAGAGACCUGUGAGCACUACUUCUGUCUUGACUGCAUCCUUGAAUGGGCCACGAAUGCUAACUCUUGUCCUGUAGAUCGCAUUGCUUUUAAUAGCAUAUACCUCAGGAAAUGUUAUGGAGGCAAAGUGAUGAAAAUGAUCACAGUCCAAAAGCCUGUGAAGGAAGGUCAAGAAGAAACAGUAGAUCUGGACCUGGAGCAGACCAACUGUGAAGUGUGUGGGGGCAGUGACCGUGAGGACCGCCUGUUGCUUUGUGAUGGCUGUGAUGCUGGGUAUCACAUGGAGUGUCUGACACCACCCCUUGACGCUGUUCCAGUAGAAGAGUGGUUCUGCCCCGAGUGUGAAGUCAGCAAUCGUCACUCAAGGGAUAUGGCGGAGGAAGUCGGCGAUGCAGAAAGUCUGCCCUCUACUGCCCGGGCUGCCACCAGUCGCCGCCACCACCAGAGCCGUACUCCAGGUCCCACCAGAGCUAUUGCUCGAACUCAGCAGAGUGAGAGGGUUCGAGCUAAUGUCAACAGACAUCGCAUCACCCAGGCACGCUCAUCGCAGUUGGCCCCUACAUAUCUGAUCCAGUCCUCAUGGCUAGAUGAGACUAUUAAUGCUGUGGUGGCUGGGCUCAAUACAGCAGUGUAUGUACGGGACCUAACACCUCGUGCCCCAUCAAGGCGUGUACGCAGGACUGUAAAGCGCAGAAGAGUCAAAAGCAAGAAGACGUCCUUUGCUAAGGGUAAAACUGGAAAAUCUGCAACUACUGGCGUCAAGAGGAGAAGGAGGAGAGUAAGAAGGACUAAAUCCAGAAGAAAGCUGAUGGUAAAAAAGACAGCUGGUCCUCGAGGCCGGAUUGCUAGUAAUCUUGGAAUUGUAAAAGACAAGAAGAGCUCUUCUCUUCCUACAGUUUACCGGCCCUCGGAACACACACUCAGCAAUAUGCGUGCUGACAUAGGAGCUGCUUCCCUCUCCAUCUAUGGGGAUCCAUUUGACCUGGAUCCAUUUGUUGAACGCGAGGAGAACGAGCGCCAGAUCCAUGUUACGUCACUGUUGGAGGCCAAGAGACGAGGCAUCUCUCGUUCUGCUCUUCGCUCUCACCAGCCUGUAGCUCGACCAGUUACUGCAAGCCUUUCCAGGGGAGCUAUGGAUGUCCCCCGAUCAGGUGGUGGUGGUGGUGGUGUUGUGGAGGCAGCUCCUGUGCCUGACCUGCUUGGCAGUAUCCUAUCAGGGCAGAGCAUGCUCUUGAUGGAUAGCUCUGAUGUCAUAAUUAAUCGAGAUGGUUCUCUUAAAGCUACAAAGUCAACAGUGACGCCAUCCGCAGUACAGCCAAGUAGCAGCAAAAGCAGCAGCUCAGGAGAUGCUGACGCCCAGAUCAUCCCAGAGAUGUCGCCAGUUGAAGGAGACACUUCUCUGUCUCUUCACUACAACAGAGACCUACCAGGGUCCUCCCAUAGCGCCAUUCACAGACCUUUGUCCCAGAGCACUGCUUUUUCACCUCCACAUACAUCCUCCUCAUUAGUCCACACCAAACCACCUCCAUACACUGAUUUGCCACCAAGAGGUCACCCAAGAUUGCAGCCUCCACGUCCAGUCAGACCCCCCAUCUCUUCUGGUCAUCAUGAAACCAACCAAGUGGGAUCCCCCAGAGAUAUGUUCUCCUCAUCCAUCCACCAGACCCAACCUAAAAAAGCACCUACAAAACCAAUGUGGGUAGAUGUAUCAGUACUGCCAAGGAUACCAAAAAUAAGAAGGGAGAGUAGCAGUGUCACAAAUGAUGGCACUAGUCAAGAUGGCAGCAGUAGAAUACAUGGCAGUAAGGGAAAUGGCAGUGACUCUACGUGUAGAAAUAAUGAUUAUGGCAUGCCUAACAUGGGCAUGAACAGCCUCGCUGGAGAUAAGGGUCGGCAGCAAGGUGUAGACCAGCAAAAAGGUAGAGUUGAUGGUCAAACCCCGAGACAUAGAUCUGGUGGAGCGAGCUCAUCUCCAGCCUUCUCCAACUCCUUUGCCUCCUCUUCCUCCUCCUCCUCUUCCUCUACUGACUCACCUGCUGGCCAGCCUCACUGCUCUUCCUCAUCCUCAUCCUCAGUGAGCUUCCGCAUUAACUCCAGCGGGAACUCUUGGCAGUCAAGGCGGUUAAACAUAGCAUCACCGUCUUCUGAGAGUGGGGGAAACGUGCAGGAUAUAUGGAAAAGAAGGCAAGAUGAAGCUAGAAAGAGACAAUUGCACAGGGAUAAGCAGAAGCUACUGGCAUCACGGACACCAGUCAAAAAGGAACAAGACAGUAAUAGUAUCUAUGACCCCUUUAAUCCCACUGCGUCAGAUUCAAGCAGCUCCGAUGACGAAACUGAGAGCUCAAGCCGAGAUAAGUGCUUCCGUCAAGUCAAACGCGAGGUUCCUAGUUUAGGAAACGAGCCGGAUUUAGUCCAAAAUGAGCAGGACUUGAUUCAUGUGAAAAUGGAAAUGCAGGAGACUGAGGUUUCACAGGAACAGCCAAGAAGGGCUAGGUCUUUGGAAAACAUAUCACAGGAGGUCAGGUGUGCAGAGGAGUAUGUUAAGGUUGAAAAAGAAUCAACAGAAGUCCACACUAAUGUCGAGAAACUAUCACCACUUGACAUGAUAAUUAAAAAAGAGCCAGGACUAGAUGAUACAAGGGACGCAGAAAGGUGUGGUCACGGUGUAAAUAUGUAUCCAAAUUCAGGGACACCAGAUGCCACACAGCCUGCUCAUCACAGCCUGGCUCCUGUAAAGACUGAGAGAGACACUCAAGUAGAGGAGCGUGUACAGAGUGAGGAAACGCGUGUGUCGUCCUCCACCUGUAAGAAUGAUUCAUCAGCGUCCAGCUCUGUUCACUCGAAGAAGAAACACAUGACAGAGUCUAAACCAGCUUCCAAGUCCCCGUCAAGAGAUUUGGGCCACAAGAAGAAAACCUCCAAAGCUUCAAAGGAGCAACACUCAAGCAGCUCAGCGAUGGGGAGAGGCAGGAGAGGAGAUCACCAUACCUCUGACCAGGGCAGCAGUCAGAAAGAAAAGGAUAAGGAUAAGGACAAGGAAAGGAGUUCUAGGAGGUCAAGAUCCAGAGAGAGGAGGAGAGCGCGCUCAACCUCACAAAGCUCUCUGUCUAGCUCUCCUGGUAGGGGUCACAAAAAGAGACGUCGGUCACGAUCCCGCUCCAAAGACAGGAAGCAAUCCAGGUCUGGUUCCCGUUCGAGCAGUAGAGAGCAUUCAAGGCGGAAGAAGAAUACACAAAGGAGCAAGGAGAGAAAUGAUAACAGAGAGACGGACCACAAGAAAGGAUGCAUGUCAAAGGACAAGAGACGUGGGCGGUCUCGGUCGAAGUCACGUUCCAGGUCUAGGUCUACAUCUAGAUCGAAGGACGUUAAACGUGGUCGGUCUCAUUCAAAAUCACGAUCCAGAUCCAGAUCGAAGGAAAGGAGGAAAGAUCUCACACAAAAACCAUCUCUCUCUCACAGAGACAAAGUCGGGUCACAAGGAAAAGACAAGAGAAGAUUCAGGUCUAGAUCGAGCUCAAGAGAGCGAAGGAAAGAAGAGUCCAAGAGUUCACAGAAACCUUCAGGCUCACAUGUUUCAUCCUCAAAAGACAAAACGCAGCUAAAGGACAAGAAAACAGAGAAGGAAGGCGUUCACAGUUCUGUCAAAGAGGAAAAUAUUGCAAAGGGGAAUAAACACGAGUUCCCCUCCUGUAGUUCUUCCUUCUCUAAAGUUAAAAAGGAAGGAAAAGACCUCAAGGCUGAUGUCAAACCCACAGCAGCUGACUUAACAAGAGAGGGGAAAAUUGAAAUUAAAAAAGAAAAGAAAUCGUCUCUUGAUAGGUUUGAAGAAUCUCCUAUUACUAAAUUAGUUAAAAAAGAAGAAAGUGACAUUUUUUCUUUGCCAGAAACCAAAAGCACGGAUAGGGAAGACAUAAAAGGAGACCCCAUCAAGACUCAAAUGUGUGAAAUCAAGACUGAGACUUGUGAAAUUGCAAUUAAGUCGGAGCCAAGUUCACCAAAAUUGAGCCACUCACCCUCUUUCACCUCAUUGUCUAUAUCAUCCACACCUGUUACAGCAGAGUGUCUCCAGGAUGCAGCCUCUCAAACUCACUCUGGGUUUAUGGCCUCAGAAGAACGAACGAACCCUGUAAAGCAGGAAGUUCUGCAGCCCUCAGACUCCGACGACGACGACUUCAAUGUCGACGUGAUUCUCGACAACCUGGACGAUGUGAAGUCUGAGCGCACGGACGCAGGCGACACAUUUGUCAAACAAGAGAAGGAAGUGGAGGAGGGGAAAAGUGAAGGAGCACAGGCAUUGGCUGCAGUUGGAGUCAAAUCAAAGACUCAAGUGAAGAGGGUUACGUGGAAUAUACAGGAGCCGGAGGCGUCUCAAUCAGACAAAUCUGCAAGCAAAGUGGCUCUGUAUAAAUUGAAGCGGAGGCAGGAAGGAGCUCGCAGACCUUCCUCUAUGGUCCAUACAUCCGGUCAGGAAAUGACUGGUGCGGUCGGUGAUGACCAACAUCCAGAGGGUUUGUCAGUGACUGACAAAGGCGAGGCAGAGGAGGGGGAUAAGUCGAUGAAAGACAAGCAAUAUUUGAAAAAGCUGCACAUGCAAGAGAGAGCUGUAGAGGAGGUGAAGCUAGCCAUCAAACCUUUCUAUCAGAGGAGAGACAUCAACAAGGAAGAAUACAAAGAGAUUUUACGCAAAGCCGUUCAGAAGGUGUGUCACAGCAAGAGCGGUGAGAUCAACCCUGUGAAGGUGGGCAAUCUCGUCAAAGCCUACGUGGACAAAUACAAACACGCUCGCAAAUUUAAGAAAGGAGAGGAGUCGGACAAGGCGCCAGACGCCCAAACCGAGGCCAUGAAAAUGUCCGACAGCCCGUGAGGAGGCGUGACCCGCAGGCAAGAACAGCUGCACGCACAGCAAACGUACUCGUAUGCUAGAGUCUUAUGCUGAGGCCGCGCUGGAUGUGUGCGCAGUGUGUGAUGGGCCGUGUUGUUGAUCUGCUGUACCUUUUGGUGUUUACACAGGGAGUGUGUCCUCUCUGGACCUUUAAGUUUCACAAAGGGGUUUGCCUUCAAAUUGGCCUUAAAUAAUGUACUUUCAAAUAUGCCUUUGCACUCAACUAAAUGCCAGAACUCUUUAGUAUUAAGCCGGUCGUUCAAAUACUUCACAAUAAAGGCCUUGUUGCAAAAGAGUUUUGAUUCAGGGAGCGACAACACUACAGUGCUUUUACGUUUAACAGAAAGUGUGUCGAUGACAUGAUUGACAAAUAGUCACUGUCCAUUUUGCGAUGGAAACACGGAUGCGCUGCUCACACACCCUGUGUGGACCCGCCCUCUCUGUGUCCUACUCAUGGUUAUGAUCUCACCAAUGUAAAUGAGUUGAUUUAAGAUUUCCUCACAGCUUCAGGAUGGAACCUUUACUGUAACCUCAACCUUUUUGUCUUGAUGGAAUUUCUGGAGGACAAACUUUGAUCACUUGAAAAGCCCCUGUCGCCGUCUUGUGCUUGGACAGUCACUGCCAAGAACCUUUUUUUUUUGUGUAGGAAAGCUCAGACACUUAUAGGAAACUGAGGAUGUGCCUUAAAGAGGCAAAUCUCCAAACACCCUCCAAUAGGUGGAAAACCAGGUAGCUUUCUCCACAGGCAUAUCGCAAGUGUGGAAGGAUGUGGCGUGGGUUUUUCAGUUUUCUAUGGCAUUUUUGUUAUGUGCGACAGCCGGGGUAUUUAUUAGCUUUUGUUGGUCAACAAAGAACUAAUUUUGUCAGUAAGUGGCAUACAAGUAUGCAGUGUGUGCAUAUUCUAAUAAGAAAACACUUAUGCAAUUUUAGAUUGUUUGUAAAUAAUAUAGAUUUGAUACAUCUACUUUUGUUUCUGUCUGUCACAUGACAAAUGUUUUUUUUUAUUUAAUUAAAAAGUCUCACCUGUCUUCCACAUUUCUAAUAGCUGUGCUUAAUACUUAAAAAUAGUUGGUGCAUCACAGGUGAAUUUUGGCUGAGUAGAUCAAAUAGAACAGUGGAGUCACUCUUCUUAAACGUCUGCUUUCUUUCAACAAAACUGAAUGCCAUCAUUUUUUUCAACCUUGGACUGAAAUGUAGAGAAUCAAGAAUUUGUUUUUUGUGCCAAAUUAAUAACAGUGACAAACAAAUUGCAAAAUUUCCCCGAUUGAGAUUUAAUUUGUCUGUAAGCAAUUAAGUUCCAACCACCUUUUAAUUUUGCAAAACAAAAGUUUGUCUCUGUCCAACCUGCUGUUUUCAUGUCCACAAUGAUACUUAUUAAAAUGUUAAAUAUUAA
Messenger RNA from Solea senegalensis (Senegalese sole), 6744 nucleotides. RefSeq names its product PHD and ring finger domains 1 (gene phrf1). The transcript is spliced from 19 exons. The record is from RefSeq and is a predicted model, not a curated record. NCBI's taxonomy places the organism in Eukaryota, Metazoa, Chordata, Actinopteri, Pleuronectiformes, Soleidae. The coding region runs from base 126 to 5333 and encodes 1735 amino acids.